Corticium candelabrum is the source of this 2647-nucleotide messenger RNA. Its product is annotated as mediator of RNA polymerase II transcription subunit 25-like. The record is from RefSeq and is a predicted model, not a curated record. Lineage: Eukaryota; Metazoa; Porifera; Homoscleromorpha; Homosclerophorida; Plakinidae. The transcript is spliced from 16 exons. Gene Ontology annotation, biological process: positive regulation of transcription by RNA polymerase II. Gene Ontology annotation, cellular component: mediator complex; transcription regulator complex. Bases 96 to 2576 code for a protein of 826 amino acids.
GUUGUGGUGGUGUUACAGUAUGUGCUGUACAGCGUGUACAGUGUAGCCAUUUAUGCGUAUGUGUAUGCUGAUCAGAAAUUGUUGAGGACGCCAUCAUGUUGGGAGGCGAGGGCAAACGAACGGGUUGCCAAGUUGUCGUUCUAGUAGAAAGCUACGCCGUGAUGAGCCUCGAGUAUCCUCGCCUUCUCGACAAUUACGUCAAACCGGCCAUAAGAGUCUUGAGCGACAGAAAAGGCGAAGACGGAAAUCAUGGAAAUGGCAUGUCGAGCAGACAUACAUUCACUCUUGUGGCAGUCAAUCCAGUCGCUUUCCGGCUACAACCCGUCACCACAGUUCUUAACCACACUAUGGAUGUAGAGCAGUUCGACAAGGCGCUCACGUCUGUUCACAUGUAUGACAUGUGGUGGUGUAGUUUCAGUGGAGGCGGAGUCGAGGGUUCUUGUCACUGGGCUGAAGGAUUAGCAGCUGCUAUGGAGAUCUUUGAUGAACUUGAGAAAGAUGAUGUAAUGAAGGAAAUGAAUGUCACUAGACAUUGCUUAUUGGUUGCGUGUAGUUCCCCUUACCAAGCGGCAGCGACACAAAAUGAUUCUUAUUCCGGAUAUACUGCCAUGCAGUUGGCCAAGAUUUUAGGAGAAAAAUCUAUUAGACUGUCUUUGAUAUCAGCUAGAAAGCAUCCAGCUCUCAGGAAAUUAUACUCAGAGGCAUGCAGCAGUGAUGUACGUGUAUCACCCAAACAGGAAGUAGCUAUAUCAUCAGUUGAUCUAGUACUAUUGCAAGGAUUUCAGCUACCCGAUCCCAAGGAAACGGAAGCAUCUAAGGCUCUGCCAGAGAAUAAACCUAGUACUGCAACUCCACCCGUAGACGUUAAGCCUGAAAUAAAACAACAGAGAACACCGAGCGCCGUGGUCACCGAGAGUGAAAGCAUUCCAGUCACUGUUAAUCCCAACACACAGAAGCAGGUGAUGGUGCAGUCGACUCGGCCGUUGUCAACCGCUACGAGUGUAACUCCCGAUGUCGUCUCGAUGGUUGUGACCACACAAGCUCCACCGAAUCAGGUCGCACCGCCCAACCCGGGCGGUAAUCCGCCCUUCAAAACGUUACCUUCUAUGCCAUCGGCUACUGUGUCGCCGGCAGUGCAUACCGCCUCGACUGCAGCUCAGCAUGUCGUUCCUCGUCCAGUUUUACUACAACCCAUGAUUCAGAGUGUAUUCCCCGCUAAUAAUCCGGGAUUCGCACACAGGGACGGUCUGCCCAAUCCAAGACAGCCUCUAAUUGGACCGCCGAUAGUGCAAAAUCCGACUAUGCUGCCUUCCGUGCCUCCGCAGUCGCAGCAAGUACAGAGACAAAUCAUAUGGUCGGGAAUGGUGGAAUGGCAAGAACUUAAUCGUCAGCUUUCUACACGGACAACACGUACUCUGUUGACAUCAAUCGUAGCCGCAUCGAACGAUAACGUACAAGGCACCGGAUGGCCACAGAAACUGCCGAUGUCACUAAUGAAUGUGAAACUACUUCAAAUGGUGUUGCCGCUGCUGAGAGAUCACAGAAAAGUCUAUUUCAAGCCGCAGAUAUCGGCAGACUCGACCGCAUUACGAUCGUUGUAUCAUUCGCUUACUCACGAAAUGAUUGGUUUGAUCAGUGUGCAGCAGUCUCCGGCGUCGGACGUGCGUGUUAUUGUGGUGAUGUGGCAUAAGAGAGUGCUCAUCGGAAUUAUUCCCAACGAUCAAGCUGGUGUGAUGACUAAAAUCAAGAUGGCUUUCCUUAAACAUCGAAAUGAUGCAUUACUAAGACAGCAGCAGCAGCAGCAACAACAACAACAGCAGCAACAGCAGCAGCAAGUGAUGUUUACAACGAUGGCUUCUGGACGGUUGCAGAAUCAGACUGGCCUGUCAACCAUGUCUAUGACUGCACAGCCUGGCCUGGUGCCACAACAUGUGCCCAUUGCAAGGCCCGUUGCUCCUUCACAGCCGCCUGUUCCUGGGUAUUCGAAUGUCGUGAGGCUUUCUUCACACUCUCCAGCAAGGGAUCUUCGAUUACGACAACAACAACAGCUGCAGCAGCACUCACAACAACUACAACAGCAGCACCCACAACAACUACAACAGCAGCACCCACAACAGCUACAACAGCAGCAUCCACAACAACAACAGCAGCAACAACAACAGCAGCAGCAGCAACAACAACAACAGCAGCAGCAGCAGCAACAACAACUACAACAGCAGCACCCACAACAACAGCAACAGCAACACCACCAGCAGCAGCAACUCCAGCAGCAGCAGCAGCAGCAGCAGCAGCACCAUCUGCAGCAACAGAUGGCACAGCCACGUUUUCAACAUCAGCAGCAGCAGCUAUCGACUGUCCCUCAAAAACAGCAACAACAACUGCAUCUACAAGCGAGCCAUCAGCUCACAGGUGCCCACCCGACCCCACCUCAAUACAGAUGGCAACAGCCGCAGGCUCGAGCACAACUCUCGCAGUUACAGCAAGUUCAGCAACAACAGCAACUGCCCGCCAGUGCAGUUUAUCAACAGAAUGCACAGCCAGAUCUUGAUCUUGAUUCAUUCCUCAAUAGUUUCUAGUAGAGUUUAUUCGUAUAUUUACUGGUAUAGUAAUACAAAGGAGAGAUCUAAGAAAUUGAAAUUGAAAAGUA